This is a messenger RNA of Chilo suppressalis (striped riceborer), 2227 nucleotides long. Lineage: Eukaryota; Metazoa; Arthropoda; Insecta; Lepidoptera; Crambidae. The record is from the annotation of a GenBank genome assembly.
GUUGGUGCGGCGAACAGUCGGCGCGGCGUGAGGCGGCCCGGUAGCAUCACGUUACAUUCACGAUUAACCAUUGCACAAAUUACUUAACUUCAUUUAUCUUUGUUUCCAAUAAGUUCAGUGUAAUUGUAUUUUCAGAGUGUGGUCUAUCGGUUUUCUGUGAAGUGAAUGACAGUGUUUUGAAAAAACAAAACGAUUGGAGAUGUCACCAAAGGGAGCCUGCGCCAUCUGCUUAUCUCCCGCGGAGCAGAAGUGCUCUGGCUGCCAGGCGGUCCACUACUGCACCAAGGAGCACCAGAAACAGCACUGGAAGCAGCACAAGCACCAGUGCAGCCCCGCCAGGGUCAAGGAGGACCCGAAGGUCGGCAGAUACUUGGAAGCCACUAGAGACAUUAGAGUUGGUGAUAUCAUACUGAAAGAAGCGCCCCUCAUCACCGGACCAGCGCAGAUAACUCCGCCAGUUUGUUUGGGAUGCUACGAAUUGCUGAAGCAAGAGAAGAUAGUGACCUGUGAGAAGUGCGGCUGGCCGUUCUGUUCCAAGGAGUGCUCUGCCAAGGAUGUGCACCAGCCAGAAUGCUUUUACACACAGCAAAUGGGUGAGAAGGUGUCCAUAUCAACUUUUGGCGUGCCCCACCCCAGCUACCAGUGCAUUACGGUCCUCAGAUGUUUGUACCAGCGUGACCACGAUCAGAAGUUAUGGCAGAAGCUUCAAGCCCUCGAGUCUCACUGCGAAGACCGUAAGGGAACAGAGAAAUGGAAUCACGAUAGAAAAAUGAUUGCACAAUUCAUUUGGACAUUCUUCAAAUUAGAAGGAACUUUCAGUGAAGAGGAAAUAAUGAAAUGCUGUGGAAUAUUGCAGAUUAACGGGCAUGAGGUGCCUCUAUUGGAGCCAGAUUACCUGGCUGUUUUUGACCGCAUCUCCAUGGCUGAACACAGCUGUAAAGCCAACUGCAAUAAGAGUUUCACAUCUGAUGGAGAAAUUAUCUUAAGUGCUGGCGUGAACAUCAGCAGUGGGUCGCACAUAUCGAUAUGCUACUCAGACCCGCUAUGGGGCACGGAGGCGCGGCGCCACCACCUCGCUGACUCCAAAUUCUUCGAGUGCAGCUGCGAACGGUGCUCUGACGUCACAGAAUUCGGCACCAUGUACAGCGCUGUUAAAUGCAAGAAGAAAGACUGCAAAGGUUACCUUUUGCCGAAGACAUUCAUCUUGCCGAUCCUGCACAAAACAAAGAACCCCGACCCGAAGACUAGAAACCUGGACGACAAGAUGUGGAUAUGCAACAACUGUCAAGAUGCUGUGUCUGACGCCAUUAUUCAGCAGCUGCUCCAGGACAUCGGGACUGAGCUCAGCAUCAUGCCCCGGGGGGAUCCAGAUGCUUGUGAGAGGUUCAUCGCUCACUGCAGCAGCUACCUCCACCCGAACCACCACUACAUGACGGAUGUGAGCCUGGCGCUGGCGCAGCUGGUGGGGCAGGAGCACGAGCUGGGGCUGGCCGGCGUCACCGACGACCGACUGCUCCUCAAGACGCAGCUCUGCAAGAAGAUUGCCGACUUACUGGAGACACUGUCACCAGCGGAGAGCCGAGUGCGUGGCUCGGUAUUGUUCGAGCUGCACGCGGCGCUGGCUGAAACUGGCAGGAGGAAGUCCCUGGUCGACGGCCCGAUGGUCAUGCUCGGGUACAUCACGGAGUCUCGUAGGAUCCUGGUAGAGUCUGCGAGCCUGCUGCGGCACGAGCCGGCGGAACUGCCAGAGGGCCGGCUGGCACGCCAGGCCAAGGCCAACCUUAAGCCGAUGGACGAACUCAUCAAGAACCUGUCUGCUUCUCUGCCGGCACCGCUGUAAAACGUACAUAGAACAUUAGCUUCUAUCAAGCAAGCUAUUUUUAAUGUUAGAAAAAUGCGUGACAUAUACCUCUCCUCCGGGUGAGAAUCGAGUUAAUGUGGGACUCCUCCUUCAUCCAAAUCUCGCUCACCCACUCAGCUAGCCCAUGAGACCGGCUCAGUGGACACUCGGGACAAUGCGGGGGCCCUACCCACAAAAAACCGGCUGAAUUUAUAAGCACUAUAUUCAAAAUCAUUAACAAAAAUGGUCUGCUAAAAGUUCAGAGUAAAGUAUGUGGUUGACAUACAAUAUAGUUCGCUGGUUGCAUAGUAUCAUUAUUUUAUCAUAAAAAUUGUUUAAAAGAAGUUUCACUUCAGUCGUGUUGUCUUAAGCACACUCUUUUUUUAU